UUCGCGAAUGCAUGUCUUCAGUCUGGUUAUAAACAAAAUUUCUAUGGUAUAAAGAAUCUGCGCGUUUUACUUUCAGUGUAGGUGUUAAAUGUCGUUUACGUCGCGAAUCAUCAGUCAGUGCAGCAGGCAGUCGGGUAAGGUCGUGAUAAUCGUGAAAAAGGGGGAAGACUGGGAAAAAUCAUCAAAAUACGUGGUAUAGCAAAAGUUAUCGGACUGUCCAUUGUGUGGUGAAAAAGUACAGAAAUCCAUCCCGAGAGUUCCGCUUUUUUUACAUAAUGACACGCUGCUAGAGUAUAGAGCUCGUACCGGAUAUCAGAGCAGUGACCAUGAACAACUUGAAGGCACCGUCGCUACACUCCUUAAUUGACUCAGAUCACGGUUCCUCGAAUGACAGCUUACUGGCCGAAUCAUUGCAGCUUGAUAUUGAAGAGCUUGACGAUGAAGAAUAUGCACUUCCCGCUGUCGACCAGCUGCCAACGUUGGAAAGUGUUCUCAGCGAGAUUGAUAGUGAUUUGGAUAGCGCUUCGGCACUGGGUAGAUGUGCGGUGGAUGGUGGAUCGAUUACAUCCGGGGCAACUGCGAGUGACCGUGCAGUAGGAGAGCUCGGGUCAACACCGACCCCUUCCAUAAGCGAUGAUUAUUUGCGAUUGGAGUCAAUUCUUAGACAUGUAAUUCUGCAGGGUGUCACUGCUCAGGUCACAUCAGCGGUGGAUCGGGUGGACGCUGGGCUAGCCACCUCCUGUAGUGUCUCACAGAUGAUCGCCGUUGGAACGUCUCAUGGACAUAUACUAGCCUUUGAUUGCACGCAAACGCUGAAGUGGUGCUGCCAGGAUGGAAUCACACAAGGUGCUGUCUCUGCGCUCGGUUUUAAUGAAGACAAUACGCGAUUGUUGGCAGGCUUUGCCAGAGGAAGCAUUUUGAUGAUCGAUACGUUCACCGGUGAUGUGAUUCGGACUUUGAACGAUGUUAUUACCCCGAACACGGGUGUGUUACAUUUGAGGUGGACUAACCGAUCGGCGUUGGCGUUAUGUUCAGAUUCUGGUGGUUCGGUGUGGAGUUUGAGUUUCACUAGACGACUUGGAAUACGAGGCUGUGAUUCACGCUGCCUUUUCAGUGGAGCUCGUGGAGAAGUUUGUACCGUCGAACCGUUACUGCUGGGGGAUGAAGAACAUCCGCUAAAGAACUACACCUUGGUUGCGUUGGCUACUUUGAGCAAGUUUUUUGUUGUAAUGAUCCGCCCUAGACUGAAGGUCGUCAAAUUCCAUCCAAUGGCUGGAUAUCCUGAUUGUUUGCCACUUCUUGCUUGGCAGAUGGUUUUGAUCCAAGCGGCUGAUUCGUCACGAACUGUUGACCCUGUUCUAGCCGCUGCCCGUGGGUCCGAUCUCUAUUUCCAUCAGAUCAGUUACUCUAGUGGUCGAAUUUCGCUCAUCUUCCUAAGACACAUUCAACUCAGUUACCGAAUGCUCGCUCUUCACUGGUUAGGACCGAAGACGAUUGCAUGCUUGGACACAGCAGAAGUUUUGCAUUUAUUGGACGUGCGUACCAACAAGGAGCUGGAAUCGAUUGACCUUUCUAACGUGGGUUUGAUGUACAAUUCGGCCCAGUUCAAAGCAUUGGCUACGGGUGGCAAUGUAAGUCCAGCUCUUGCUCUGGCAGGUGGAUCUGCGUGUUACAAUACGGUAGUCUCUCACGGCAGCCAGCUGUACUUGCUGGCGGGAAAAAGUCUACACGGUGUCAGCGCCAGAGCCUGGAGUGAUAGGAUAUCCUAUCUGACGUCAAUGCAGCGCUGGGAUGAAGCAAUUGAGCUUGCAGUAGACGGAUAUCGGGCUGCACGAGGUAGACAUCGUCGUCUUGUCGCUGCUAAGGAACGUAUUCUGCGCAUGUUUGAUGAAUAUUUGACGGCUACGAGAAGAACGCCGGAAAUUUGUCUGGAAGCGAUGGUUGCCUGUUUAAUCGAAAUCAAUGAGAGAGAUCUUCUAUGGCAAGAGUUGUACGAUCGUCUGCCAACACCAGAUCACUACCUGUCGAUUAUAGCUCGUCAUAUCGAAAAUGACGAUCUGGAUUCGAUUGCCCCGUCGGUGGCGCAGGUUCUGUGCGAAUCGUUCUGGCGCAAGCGCUGGAUUACACGAUUGGAGGGUUUAAUACUGAAGUUGAAUUGGCAGUGCUUGGACCUACAUCAAGUGCUGACAAUUUGUAGAAAGGAAAAACUCUAUCGGGCACAGAUGUACCUCAACACGAAAGCAUUAGGAGAUUAUACGGUUUCACUGACAGACUUGAUUCCACUGGUGCGAAAUGACAGCGGCGAAGGAGAUGUGCAUCAUCUCGGUAACUGUCUGCUGGUAUACAUAUCCAGUUGCCUUGCGGGGCGAGGUUAUCCCAGUGGGGACAUUGCUCCAGAAAUGAUUGCCACAGUGAAGCAUGAGGUACUGCGAUGUCUGACUGUGGUGCAUUCGAAAAAUGACCCCGAGCUGGAGUUACCCUAUCCUUAUUUGCGAACGCUGCUAGAAUUUGAUACGCGGGAAACUUUAAACGUAAUUUCACUGGCAUUUCAGGAAAAGGAAUUUAAUGGUGAGCUGGGAUUGUCGCAGCGUCAACGGAUUAUCAAUAUUUUAAUUGAAAUUUUGACGCCGGAGCACGCCAGCUGGUCGCAGAUUGGGUGCCUGUUGAAUUUCAUUGCCCAGCAGAUCGCAACUCGACAACUGCCAGAAAACGAUCUUUUACUCGAACGAGUGGUCAGUUAUUUGACUCGACAAUGCCAGGAAAGGGACGGUACUGCGAUGUCCAGAAGGGAACAUUCCGAACAAGAGCAAACCUGGCUUGAACUGCUCCGAUCCAACUGCCUUAGUCACAUUCCCAAUGAGGAACUAUUAAAAAUUUCUCGCCAAAGUGGGUGUUAUCGUGUUACGGAGUAUAUUCUUGAUCAAUUGCAACGGUACGAGGAGAUCUUCGAUUGUUAUCUGUUGGACGAGUUUCGACAUGCGGAACUGUUCGGUUACAUCGCCCAGUACUGCGAAGAGGAACAGAGGCAGAUUUUACCCUUGCUAAUGAGAAACUUCGAGCGUCUACUGGACAUCAGUGCUGAGCACACGACCAGAAUCGUCACGGAUUUGUUUAUGAAGCAUUUAAAUCAACUUCUCCGACUGCUCGAACAUUCUCCAGAGAAACUUUUCAUUUUUCUCCGACAACUGCUGCGACAAGGGAUUCAGUUGGAGACACGCGAUUGCGAACGAUAUCUUCAGUUGUUGUGUCAAUACCAGCCUGACCAGGUGAUCGAAUUUUUGAAAUCGAAUGAUUCCUACCGGUUGGAUUUUGCUGUCAAUACUAUCAAAAGCCACGGCAUGAGCACCGCAUUGAUCUAUUUGUACGAAAAGCAGGGUGAUUAUCAGUCGGCAUUCAGCAGUGCCGUUGAGGCCCUUAAGGACGCACCGGAGAGUACAGCGGAAAUGUGCGCUUUGCAGGUUUGCGGGCUUUGUAGCCGCGCUUCUGCCCUACUCUCGGAAGCGGAACGCGAAGAACUGUGGUUUUCGCUGUUGAAAAUUGUUCUUUCACGUAGCGAUUUAACUCAGAUAACGAAAAAUAUCCUCACCUCAGCGAGCGAGUUUGUUGAUUUGGCGAAGCUGGUUCAGCUAGUGCUGACUUCUGGAACGAAAACUGGCAACUUCGGUGAUAUCAAGCAUGUGCUCAUCGGAAUGCUAUCAAAUUCAGCCUACGAAACUGUUCUGCUGGAAACAACAUCCCGCAUACUCGGAAAAGAUCUGCAUACCAUCCUCGCCAGGGAAAAACGUUUCGCUCGGAAGGGGCUCUGUGUGAAAUCUAUUAAAUGUACUAUCUGUCGUCUAAGACUUUAUAGCGCAGCCAAGGAUUCGGUGCUGAUCUUCGGUAACUGUGGCCACGCAUCGCACAAGGAAUGUGCUAGUCGAUUCUGUACCGUUUCAAUGGAUUCACCCUCGAUGGAAGCCCAAAGCAACGGGACGCUAGUGAAGCUCCGAUGCCCUCGGUGCGAUCAGGUGAUAAUCGAAAAAGAAUCAGUCAAAACGAUCGAUUGUACUGUUGAGCUUAGAACGACCGAGCAGCAACGUAACAUCCGCACGGAAGAUCCCGAAGUGUUGAAGGUCAGUGCACCACCUCGAAUCGGGCUGUGAGAGUGUGGAUAUUUGUUUUUCAUACACUUCUCUUGCGAUUAUCUUUUCCUCGUUUCGUCGGUUUUGCAUGUAGCAAGAAUCCACAACCGAUAGCCAUCUCUAGUUCCGUAUGCACGGUAAGUUUAUUUCUGACUAGAUGCUACUCCAAAAACAUAAUUGUAAAGCUAUGAGGACACUUUUUUUACAACUGUGCAAAGCAUCUUCGUAGCGCCGUCAGGUUUCUUAUCUACUCUUAUUAUUUAUCAAAUUUGCACUAUGAUUAGAAGCCAACAAAAUGUAGCAGUUAUCAUAAAAUAGGCAUGAAAUUUCAAACAAUACACAGCAGUUAUCUAUGUAUAUUCGUCAAAAAAUCUAGGUUAACCAUUAGACGUCGGUCCAUACGGAAUCUGCGACCACGAUAGGCAAAUAAAUGUUUUUGUCUCUGAUGUUCA
This is a messenger RNA of Wyeomyia smithii (pitcher-plant mosquito), 4573 nucleotides long. RefSeq names its product vacuolar protein sorting-associated protein 8 homolog (gene Vps8). Lineage: Eukaryota; Metazoa; Arthropoda; Insecta; Diptera; Culicidae. Gene Ontology annotation, biological process: protein targeting to vacuole; endosomal vesicle fusion. The transcript is spliced from 4 exons. The record is from RefSeq and is a predicted model, not a curated record. Bases 327 to 4142 code for a protein of 1271 amino acids. Gene Ontology annotation, cellular component: late endosome; HOPS complex. Gene Ontology annotation, molecular function: protein binding.